AUGGAGUCGGUGAAAAAGAAAACGGUCGUGCUCAAGGCUGCCCAAGAUGCGGAACUACAGCACCUGGGAUUAAGCGAGAGUGGGACUUUCUUCGGCUUCACGGCCCCUACAGAAACAUUACCAGAAUUACAAGAAUCUCGAAUGCUUGAGAACUCCAUGAAAGUUUACUUAUCAAAAUACCUGAAUAGAAGCAAAGACAACAGAGAGCAGAAUGUGGAAAAGAAGGAAUUGUUUUUGGCGCUCAUGAUAGCGCUCGAAAUAGAGACAAAACCCGGAGAAAUACUCAGAUGCAGGCAAUUGCCAUCAGGAGAUGUCGUAGUGAUUUACACAAGCGAACAAGCUAGAAGACAAAUGCUGAAACAAGGUAAAAUCACAAUACAACUAGAAGAUAGCAAGAGGCAUGUCCCCAUUGGCCCGAUGAACAAAAACGGUGAGCUUUAA
This is a messenger RNA of Blepharisma stoltei, 441 nucleotides long. Lineage: Eukaryota; Ciliophora; Heterotrichea; Heterotrichida; Blepharismidae. The record is from the annotation of a GenBank genome assembly.